Messenger RNA from Coregonus clupeaformis (lake whitefish), 3246 nucleotides. RefSeq names its product CD166 antigen homolog A. Gene Ontology annotation, cellular component: plasma membrane. Gene Ontology annotation, biological process: cell adhesion. The transcript has 16 exons. The record is from RefSeq and is a predicted model, not a curated record. NCBI's taxonomy places the organism in Eukaryota, Metazoa, Chordata, Actinopteri, Salmoniformes, Salmonidae. The coding region runs from base 209 to 1891 and encodes 560 amino acids.
UCGUCGCUCACUCGACCCGCUCCCGCAUUUCACCUGUUAGCCAAGGCAAGUGAGAGAGCACAUGUUAUACAGCUGUAACUGAACACAGUUAGUGAAUAUCUCAGUAUUUAACCCUGACGUUUACGGAAGGAAGUUAACUGAUCGAUAACAACGAACAUAUUAUCAAACUUUAGGAACAGCUUGACAAGGAUAUCUGACAUUCGCCAGGAUGCACUUUUCCAGCUGUCUGUAUGCACUCCUCGUCGCGCUUGUCUACCAAGUCAGCGGUAUGGAUACUGUUAUCGGCCUGUAUGGAGAGACCGUUGAGGUGCCAUGCAACAAUGGAGCACCCAAACCAAAGGACCUGUUCAUUACCAAAUGGAAAUAUGACAAUGGAGACCUGCUAACCCAGCUUAAAGACCAGGACGCCUCUGUCAUAGCCACCGACAAGUACAAGGACCGUGUCAGCAUGGCCGAAAACUCCAGCUUGCUGAUUGCAGCAGCAACACUGAAGGACGAGAAGACUUUCACCUGCAUGGUGGUGGCUGGGGCUGACAUCUCAGAAUACCCUGUCAAACUCCUUAUCCACAAGGCUCCAACCGGAGUGGAGAUCACAGCCCUAGCCACGGAGCUGGAGAUUGGCAAACCAACCCAGCUAGGGCAGUGCAGCACCCCUGAUGCGCACCCAGCUGCCAACAUCACAUGGUUCAAGAACAAGAAACCUCUGGUAGCUGGUGAGAAAGGCAUUAUAAUCAGUUCCAAAGUGAAGGUGGACGAAGUCACUGGCCUCACCACCACCUCCUCCACUCUGCAGUACACAGCUGAGAAGGGAGACACAGGUGCUCUGUUCACCUGCGGGGCCCUGAACGCCUUGUCCUCCCCAGUCUCCUUCACUGUCACCUACCCCACAGAGAGGGUCAGUCUGCAUGUCAUUUCUAAAGGGCCCCUUAUGGAAGGAGACAACGUGACUCUGAAGUGCAAGGCCGACGGGAACCCACCUCCCACCAGCUUCAACUUCCACGUUCAGGGAGAGGUGGUGAAGGUGGAGAACUCUGACUCCUACACUGUGACUGAUGUCACACGUGACAGCACAGGGGAAUACAAGUGUUCUAUCAUUGACAAUGCCAAGAUGGAAGACUCCAAGAACAUUACCAUCAAUUACCUGGAUAUGAGUUUGAGCCCCUCAGGGAAGGUUUUGAAGAGCGUCGGAGAAAGCUUGGCUCUGACCCUGCAGACCGAUGCAUCUGGAGAACUCAAGGUGUCCUGGACUAAGGACAAUGGAAAGCUGGACAAAAGGCCCAAAUUUGACAAGCUGACCUACUCUGAUUCUGGAAAGUAUGAGGUUGUGGUCACCAUGGGCGCUCUCAUCAAGAAAGCCUCUUUCGAGCUGGUCGUUGAAGGUAUUCCAGUCAUCAGGCGGUUGGCCAAGCAGCGUGGCGAGGACGGCCAGCACAAGGUACUGACCUGCGAGGCUGAGGGCUCCCCCAAACCCACCGUGGCCUGGAGCGUCAACGGCACCUCGGCUGAUGAAAGUCCCUACGUCAAUGGGAAGAUCUCACACAAGCUGACCAUUGUGCCUACAGUCAACCUGACAGUCGUCUGCACUGUGUCCAAUGAGCUUGGCCAGGACACCAGGGCUAUUAACGUGUUGACCUUAUUUGAGGAGGUGAGAAUGGAUAAACAAGGCUCAUCAGAUGACGGUGACAUGACAAAGUUGGUGGUGGGAGUUAUUGUGGGUCUGCUCCUGGCCACUGUAGUUGUGGGUCUAGCAUACUGGCUGUACAUGAAGAAAUCCAAGCAAGGCAGCUGGAAGACUGGUGAGAAGGAGGAUGGAUCCACUGAGGAGAGCAAAAAACUGGAGGAGAAAAUAGAGGAGAAGCUGGAGGAGAACAGCCAGAAAGUUGAGGUGUAAAGAAAAGGAAUGUUUAAAGAAUGAGAGAAAAAAAGUGCGGAAGCGGCAACUAGAAGCUUUUGCACACUUCUGUUAAAAUUUGAAAAGGGGGCAUUGAACUGGAUUUGGACUUAUAUUGAAAGAAAAUAACUGCCUAAAUGAAAGGAUAUGUGUUGUACAUAAGCCUAAAUUGUCUGCAGUAUGGAUAAAAUGUGUUAACUUUCCUACUGUAAUCGUUUUUGUUUCAAGUGUUGGUUAAGAGGGAUUUGGUCAAAUUGAGAAAAAUGCCAAUUUGAGUGUUUGGCUUGGAUUUAAUUAACGUUAUUGCUAUUAGAAUAACUACUGGACCCGUUGCCUUUUCUGUAGGGAUGUGUACAUUGGCCUAUAACUCCCUGACCCUCAAUGCAUCCGGAGGAUCUGAAGGUCUUCACCGCUGUUAUGUCUCAGUAUCAUCAACACAACCAAACACAGUCAAUACACUUUGUCAAUUUUUAAUGUCACAUACACUGCCAUUUUGUGUAGUCUCCAUUGGAAAAAUAAACUAUAUACAAUUUUAAUGGAAGGGCUAAAGGUAUAGGCUACAUAACCAGCUUUGGUUGUAAGGUAAUAUGAGUUAAGCAUUAUAGCGAUGCAUCGCUUUGCAUUGCAGGAAGUAGAAGAUCUGUUGUACAAAUUAUUUCAUGACAUGUUACAUGGUUCCUGUUUGUUUUUUGAAAAAUGUUGCCAUCAAAAGUAUCAGGAGAUUGAGUGAUGCUGUUAGCACACUCUGACCAUCUGUUUGUGUAUCAGUGGGUCGUGUUUAGUUUGGACAUAACCACUACAUUACAAAAUAUGACUUAUCUCAGUUGUGUUCAUAGUGUUAAUUUCUGUGCUUUUAUGUCAUUUUUUAUGUGGAAAGAGACAAGUUGUCCAGCAGUUGUAUACUUCACAACUUAGGUCAGGGUUAUGAGUAGCAUUUACUGAACCUGUAAAUAUAUCAGACCUGGAUGUAAUUGUGAUUUGUUUUGGUUAUUUUUCACUAUUUAUAUUGUUCAAGAUUACAAGGUUAGCAUCUCUGUUAGUUAUAUUCAAUUAUUCUCACAAAUUUCACCACUUAGCUUUAAAGGUACUGAACAAUUGAUAGGAAUUUCUUGCAGGUAUUUGACAAUAAUAAUUAUAAUGUAAGCCUUCUGUGGAUUUUGAGCCUUCUGUGGAUUUCUAUGAGAUUUACCACAUUAUAUCUCAUACUGUCAGCUUGCUGUUUGUUUCCUACGUUGUAGUUAAUGUAAAACCAUCAAAUUGGAAAUAAGACCAAAGAGGGUAAAUAUUGCCAUGCAAGUAUUGUAAAUACUGACUUUUGUUUUUGUACUUUUGUUUAAAAUAAAGUGUAGCCUACA